AUGAAAAGUCCCGUGAAAAGUGAUGAAGAGCAGCAUGCCGAGGAGGAAGCAGACAGCGCCGAGGCGAUCCGCAGGCGCAGCCCCUCACCUAACCCAAACUGGAGUAUUGCCUCUUACCUUCCUGAGGAUCAGCUCAAAGCUGCCCGGGUGAAUGAUGACCACUUGCAGGAUGAUAGCCUGUCCUUGGACGGCCAGGAUGCAGAGUUCCUGUGCAAGGAGGAAGAGGACGAUGGGAAGAACCAGCUCAGCGGCCCCAACUCCCCCCUCAGCACAUGUACCAACCCAGACGCUGGGUAUGGGUCCCCAUGCAGCAAUGCCAGUGACCAACAGGCUGAGAGUAAGACUUCCUCUAAGCAGGACCAAGCCCACAAGCAGGUCAGCACAGCACAUCUCAGCCUGGCCCUGAAGGACAGCCUGGCUUACAGGAAAGCCAUCUAUGCAAACCUGACUUCAGACACUUCUUGGUCAAGCAUUGCCAUGGACAUCAUGAAAACCAAGCAGGUCAGAGCCAAUGGCGGCAGCAGCAGCAGCACCAACACUAACCACCAUAUCAACAACAGCAGUUCUAAUGCUAGCAGCAUCACUAUGACAAAUGGCAAUAGCAACAGCAGUACUAAAGAUACCACCACUACUACCACAAAUUCUAACACUAACACCAACAGCAGUACUAGUAGUGGUGGAGGUAUUGCCUAUGACUGGCACCAAGCUGCACUGGCAAAAACUCUCCAGCAUAACCCUUACCACUUCCUGCCAGAGCCCAGCCUCUUCAGCAAAGUGCAGCUGUACAGGCAGAAUAACAAGCUCUAUGGCCCUGUGUUCACUGGAGCAAGCAAGUUCCGCUGCAAAGACUGCAGCGCCGCCUAUGACACACUGGUGGGUCUGACCGUCCACAUGAAUGAGACGGGCCACUACAGAGAUGAUAACAAGGACAAGGAAGACAAAAAGGGUAAGAAGUGGUCCAAGCCCAGGAAGCGUUCCCUGAUGGAGAUGGAAGGGAAGGAAGAUGCGCAGAAAGUGCUGAAGUGCAUGUUCUGUGGACACUCCUUUGAAUCCUUGCAAGAUCUGAGUGUUCACAUGUUCAAAACAAAACAUUACCAGAAAGUGCCUCUCAAAGACCCAAUGCUAGCCCUGUCCUCAAAACUGGUUCCCUCUACCAAAAAGCAAGCAUUUCAUGACUUGGAGUACCCCUGUUCCCCAGAGCCCCUUAGCAGCAUGCCCAGCAUGGACCUAGGGGAGAUUGCCAAAGACCAGAAAGUGGCUAACCCCUAUGUUACGGCCAAUAAUCGUUAUGGCUAUCAGAAUGGAGCUAGCUACACCUGGCAGUUUGAGGCACGCAAAUCCCAGAUAUUGAAAUGCAUGGAAUGUGGAAGCUCCCAUAAUACCUUGCAGCAGCUGACAGCCCACAUGAUGGUCACAGGACAUUUUCUCAAAGUCACAAACUCUGCCUCCAAAAAGGGAAAGCAGGUGGUGUUUGACCCUGUGGUAGAAGAAAAGAUACAAUCCAUCCCUCUACCACCUACCACAAACAGGCUGCCCAUCUCCAGCAUCCAGUCCCUCCCCAGCUCUCCUGCUAACUCCCAUGGCUGUGAGGAAAAGAGAGAGAUGGAGGAGGAGAUAACAGAGGGAAGUGAACCUGAGAAAAAGAUCAAAGAGGAAAAAGAGGAGCCUUGUACAAAGUCUACAACGAACACGUCUUUUAAAUACCUCAGAGAGGAGGACUUGGAAGAGAUUCACAAAGGCGAGAUUGAUAUCCUGAAAUCCCUGGAGAACACGGUGUCUAGUGCAAUCAGCAAAGCCCAGAUGGACACACCCUCCUGGGGAGGAUAUCCCAGCAUUCAUGCUGCCUAUCAGCUGCAGGGCUUAGGGAAAUCUGCCCAGCCUUCCAUACAGAGCAUCCCUGUGCAGCCAAGCUUCAGCAGCAGCAUGAAAACAUUUGCAUCUGAACCAAGUUCAGCUAUUCACUCACCUGGUAGCCUCCUCCCUCCUCCCCAGCAUAAAAGCAAUAUCUCAGCCAUGGAGGAGCUGGUGAAAAAGGUCACCAGGAACAUAUCUGUGAGGAAGGAGGAGAGGACUUCAGACAAAUGCAAUCCACCCUUACCUGUAUCCCACGAGAAAAGAGACUUGCACAAGCCUGAUGACCUAAAUGGCAAGCUGGCAAAGAACAACAGUACCAGCAUGGAAACGGACACUGUCAGCAAAAGAGCACCCAAAGACAGCCAAGAGAAUGGCACUGAGGCUCUCCAACCAGCACGCAGCAGAUGCAACAAUCUGCACAUCAUAACAGACUGUUCACCAGAAGAGCUUUUCAUCAGCCCCCUCAGUACAUUGCAAUCCAUAAUGAACACUCACUUAGGCAAGGCCUCCAAGCCUGUUAGGCCCCUUUUAGACCCACUGGCAAUGUUGUACAAGAUCAGCAACAGCAUGAUGGAGAAGCCCCUAUGCAGCCCAACUCAGGUUAAUCCAACAAACUCCAUCAACAGAUAUUAUUAUGGAAAUGGUGACCAGCCCAUGGACUUGACAAAGUCCAAAAAUGUUCGAUCCAAAAGCAGCUCCUCCACUUCUGUCAACAACAGCAGCAGCAAUAGCAAUAGAGGAAAUGCUGCCAGACCCUUUAUCUCCAGUUUGUUGGAUCCUCUUUCUGCACACUUGCGAGAGAAUGCAUUGUUGGACAUUUCAGACAUGGUGAAGAACCUAACUGGUCGACUGACACUAAAGUCCUCUACACCAUCGUCCAUCUCUGAGAAUACUGACGCAGAUGGCAGCACCUUUGAGGAUGCCCUGGAAGAGUUCUCUCCCAUGCACAAGAGGAAGGGUAGGCAAUCCAGCUGGAACCCCCACCACCUGCUCAUCCUGCAGGCCCAGUUUGCUUCCAGCCUGCAUGAGACCUCUGAGGGAAAGUUCAUUAUGACUGACCUUGGCCCCCAGGAGCGUGUGCACAUGUGCAAGUUCACUGGUCUUUCCAUGACCACCAUCUCUCAUUGGUUGGCUAACGUCAUGUACCAGUUGAGGAGAACAGGCGGGACAAAGUUCCUGAAGAAUAUAGAUUCUGGUCAGCCAGUGUUUUUGUGCAGUGACUGUGCCUCUCAGUUCAGGACUCCCUCAGCUUACAUUAACCAUUUGGAGUCACACUUGGGCUUUAGCUUAAAGGACCUCUCCAAGCUGUCCAUAGACCUUAUAGAGGAACGGAAGGCUAUUUCCAAAGUUAUAAUGGGCAAGUCGUUCAACCUGCUGGGACUGAGCGAGGCAGAUGCAGGCUCCAUCUUCCAGUGCAAGCUAUGUAAUCGGACCUUCAUCAGCAAGCAUGCCGUCAAACUGCACCUUAGCAAAACGCACAGCAAGUCACCAGAGGACCAUCUAAUCUACAUCUCAGAGCUAGAAAAACUAGAGAGAGUGUGA
Megalops cyprinoides (Indo-Pacific tarpon) is the source of this 3396-nucleotide messenger RNA. RefSeq names its product teashirt homolog 1-like. The transcript is spliced from 3 exons. The coding region runs from base 1 to 3396 and encodes 1131 amino acids. Gene Ontology annotation, biological process: regulation of transcription by RNA polymerase II. Gene Ontology annotation, cellular component: nucleus. The record is from RefSeq and is a predicted model, not a curated record. Gene Ontology annotation, molecular function: DNA-binding transcription factor activity, RNA polymerase II-specific; DNA binding. NCBI's taxonomy places the organism in Eukaryota, Metazoa, Chordata, Actinopteri, Elopiformes, Megalopidae.